AUGGCCGGUGUGAGGAAUCCCGCUGGACGCUCCGUUAUGAUUCUAGCCGCUUUAUUUUGCAUUUUUGCGGUUGCGAGAUGCACGGAAAACGUUCCUCUGCUAAUGUGGACCAGCAAUGGGUUCUCCCUGCCACCCCACAGUGCACCAUCCGCUGGUCAGACUCUGUCCGGCAACCAGCUUCAGUCCUACCUUAACUCUGCUCUCAGUUCUGCACCACACAACGUUCUGCUCUUCCUUCAGGACAAGCUAAGCGUAGACGACUUCACCAUGUAUGCGGGCGUGUUCGGGAACAAGCAGGACAGCGCCUUUCCCAAUCUCGAGACGGCACUGCAGUCCUCCUCCUCCUUGCUCCUGCCGUCCGUCUCCUCUUCGGCCAGCGCCGCACUUCCUGCGCUCCUGCAGGAUCAGCUUAACACAGCUCCUCUGUACAUGGACCCGGAGACUCUGGCUCAGCUACGUCUCAACGCCUCGCUCCCCGCACUGCUUGUUUUCAGCCUCCCCUACAGCCCCUCUGGGGCUGAUAUGAUGUCUGUUAGAGAAGUGCUCAGCAGUAAUGAUGAGGUGGUCUCUCAGGUCCUGAGGAUCAUGAAUAGCCAGUCUGUACCGUACACAGCCAUCUACACCGCCCUCCGACCCUCACGAGUGAUGGAGGACGCCGCUCCGGCGCCGCAUUCAGUCGGGGCUCGAUCCCUGCUGCAGUACAGGCGCGAGGGCCCGCCUCCUCCCUACGCCCCCGUGGAGUUUAUGGAGCACGGAUCCCCCUGUAUCCUGCUCUGGGCCCACAACCUCACCGUCAGCGAAUACCGCUCAGGAAAAUGGGAGCGACACAACCUCGGGCCUAAAACCUUCGGAGAGGGCGUCACCCCCAAACUAGAGGGCUCCUUCUGCAACGCCACUCACUCCAAGCUGGUCCUCAACUAUGAGAACGUGUUAAGCUAUCGCACUUUUAAACUCAUUUUUGUCAUGAGUCAGAGGCACUACAAGGUUUCGGCGCGCCGCUGGUUCACCAUGGAUUCGGUGCAGCUGGAGUACGACGGCAAGGCGGCUUCGUUCAACGCCAGCCGCGGCGUCUACGCUCCGGUCGAGUACUCCUUCCGCUGCCACUCGGUCAACAGCUUCAGCUACCCGCUGCUCACGCCACGCUCCGCCAAGGACAACGCCAACGACUGGAGGGUCUCCUUCGAUGACUUCCAGAUCCAGGGCUUUAACGUGACGGGAAGAGAGUUCGCGUACGCCAGCGACUGCGCCAGUUUCUUCACCCCGGGCAUCUGGAUGGGGCUCCUGAUCUCGGCCCUCAUGGUGCUGCUGCUCACCUACGGCCUGCACAUGAUCAUGCAGCUGCACACCAUGGACCGAUUCGACGACCCCAAGGGCCCGGCCAUCUCCGUCCCCCAGACCGACUGAUCAGCGGUCACACACCUGAGCGCUCCUUCAUUUCAUCAGCGCAGUAAAUCAUUCCAUCCAUCACACACAGGUUCAUUUCAGAUGGUUUUUGUUUAUUGUGUUUAAUGUGUAUCGAACCCUGAGAGAGGCGCACAAUGGUGUUCACACUGGAGUCAUUCCUCUAGACGCACUGUUACAUUUACAUUCUGAAAUCAUUUUAUUUAUAUUUAUUUAUCUCUCUGAUCCACCGUGUUUAUUUCUCACCUGUUUUUAUGUGAGGAAGUUGGACAGGUUCUGUACUCAUCGAGCGCUGGAAUGCCCUGGAUAGGGUGGCAGUCCAUCACAGGGCCCAGGCAUACCCCCAAACAUGACCCCCCCUCUCCCCCGUUGACAUAGCCAAUCACAUCUAUAUAGACGCCCUACCAUGGAGAGCAACACUUAGAUUCGAACCUGAGCGCCCACAUCACUGAUGUGUUGUGUUUACAUUUAGCAAAUGCUUUUAUCCAAAGCGACUUACAGUUGUAACCAUAUACAAGGGUUAAGGGCCUUGCUCAAGGGGCCAACAGUGGCAGUCUGGCAGUGGUGGGACUUGAAACAGCAACCUUCUGAUUACUGGCCCAGCACCUUAACCACUAGGCUACAACUGCCCUACUGGGUUUAAACCGUGUCAGCGUACAAGAGUAGUUAAUCCGAAAAUUCAAUAUACAGAAGUAACUGAUGGGUCAAGACGAAGCUGGUCAGUGUAGUGGCGCAACUAAUGUUUUUGUCAGCCGUCGUUUUUUUUCCUGGAGUGGUGUUUGGUAUGUUCUCUCCACUCCUUAAAAGUUUCAUCCAAGCAUUUUACAUAUAACAUCAUCUGAUUGCAGUUUUUUGGGUUGGCAGACGCUUUAAUCCAAAGCAACUGGGUAUCACAAUUGAGACUGUAUACACUGCAAGCAUUUUAGGGCCUUGCUCAAGGGCCCAACAGUGGCAAGCUGGCAGGUGCAGGGCUCGAACCAGCGACCUACUGAUUACUUGUCCUGUACCUUAACCACUGGGCUACUCCUGCCCUUAUUCAGGUUAAAUGUAUUUUGUGUAAUUAUGGUCACGGAAAUCCUUUUGUCCAUGAACUGUUUGUACAUUUUGUAUUUAAACGGAAUUAAUUAUUAGUAAUGUACAAUAAGUAAUGCAUUAAUGCACCACGUUUAUUAUAUAAAGGUUCCAUAAAUCAACAGUCGCAUUUAAUCCAUAGCUAACAAUGAUGUGCUGAGUUUAAUCCUGGUGUUCGUACUUUAGUACCAACAACAUUUAAUCACUACCGGUUGAAAAUGUGGAGUGCCUUGUGCGUGUUCAUGUGGCGUGGAUGCACUGCCUCCCUGUCCAGGUUAAAAAGGUUACUCCCAAUGAAAAAUAAUCAUCAGAAUUACCUCUAAUGUUUAAUUCUGCUUUUAAAUUUGGUGUAACACAGAGUCUGUAAGAUCACUUAACAGUUUGCGGGUCCUCGGAGACCAGCAAAGCUGAAAAAGCAAAAAAUUAGGACCAAAAAAUGUAAAAUAAGAAUCAAAUAUUAGCUAAAUUUAAAAAAUAAGGAACUACUCGAUCUUUGGGCUUUUAGUCUGACUCCUACCACUAGAUGUCAGCACUCGCUCUACAUGCACUUCAUGAGUCUUCUGCAGCCGAGACGUUACCACGUUUUCAACAUGGAACAGAAGCCUGGAUAUGAUGUGUUUCCCUCCUCAACCUACAUUAAAUUCAAGCUUUCAUGUCUUUUGGUGCACUAACUCAUAUUCCUGUCCCUUACAGUUUUGCUUUCUGUUCACUGAUGACUAUUUAUUAAAGUGUAAAAUCUAAUAUUUGGAUUAAUUGUAUAAACAAGAUGAAAAUAUUGCUGUGUAGUGGCUAGAUGAAGAUUUAUUUAUUCGUAGCAUGAGUGUCCGAGUGUGCUCAUCCUGGUUUGUCCUUGUAAAACUGUGAAAUCCAGAUGUUUGUGUUGUAUAAAUGUACACAGGGAAAUAGAUGAUGUUUAUUAAUUAAGAGAGGGGAUUUGAUGUACUUCCAAAAUCUGCAUUUCUGCACUGCACCAAGUCCUGGAAUGAAAGAGACACAUUUAAGAUGGUAAAGGGAAGCAAGACAAGCUUUUUUGUCUUGUUACUGCAAAUCUGUUUUGUUUGUUUACAUUGAUUAACAGAUCAAAUGAAAAACAAAGGGAAGAUGGUGAAGUAUUAAUCCUGAUGUCUAUUUAAAAUUGAAUUGUAUGUGUAAAUGUGAGCAGUUGCAGUCGUAUUGUGUAAAUCAUAGCAAUGUGGGGGAUAAACCACUAUAAAAUCUAUGCUUCAUCAUUCAAAGCAGUGCAAACAUUGAUGUUUAAACAUGAUCACAGAUGGUGCGGUUCAACAUUUCGAUCUGAACCCAAUAAUAAAUGGAGUACAUGCUGGUA
Trichomycterus rosablanca is the source of this 3799-nucleotide messenger RNA. RefSeq names its product ATPase H+ transporting accessory protein 1a (gene atp6ap1a). The transcript is spliced from 10 exons. Bases 1 to 1404 code for a protein of 467 amino acids. The record is from RefSeq and is a predicted model, not a curated record. NCBI's taxonomy places the organism in Eukaryota, Metazoa, Chordata, Actinopteri, Siluriformes, Trichomycteridae.